Messenger RNA from Funneliformis mosseae, 435 nucleotides. The record is from the annotation of a GenBank genome assembly. Lineage: Eukaryota; Fungi; Glomeromycota; Glomeromycetes; Glomerales; Glomeraceae.
AUGGAAGAACAACUCAAAAAGAAAAAGCCUUUGUUGAAUGAAAAUGAUUGUGAAGAUGAUGAAUUUGAAAUAGACGAGGAUGCUUCUCGAUGCUCCAACGGAAUAAUUAAGUCUGAGAAUGAAAAAGAAAUCGACAUCCAAAUCGACUUACAUGAUUUUGAUAUCGAAUUUCAAGUCUUUGAUAAUAUCCUGGUAAUCUUUGGAAAGAUGAAAUCAGUUAAAAAUGACGGAGAAAUUGCACCUCCAUUGCCACAACACAAAGGUCGUCGUUAUCAAUCUGUUGUUCGUCCCAUUUCGCUACCCGCUAAUGCGGACACCGACAAGAUUCAUAAGGUGUUGGAAGAUGGGAUUAUGCAUGUGAAAGUUCCAAUGAACGGAAGUUCCAAUCGAAUAAUCCCGGAUAUUGCGCUUUGUGCAAAUUUAGGGAAUCCUUAA